GUGGACGUACCUCUCUUCACACAAAGUCAACAGCUGUUUCAGUGGAGGGGGGUAGACCGCCUAAUCUCACAGUUCUUUAGCCGCAUAAGAGAUCUCGGGCUUAAUCGAACCGUAUCUGUUCAGAUACCCUCUCGGGCUCUACAAGAGGAAUCUUGUGAAAGAAAAACCCUUCUAGAUGUCCAAGACCGGUUUCUCAUACAGCAGUCGACAAACAAUCCCUGGAAUCUACUCGACCUUCAAAGCCCGAUACCUUCAGCCCUACCAUCUUUCCUAGAAGGGGAGAAUUGCCAACUCCUCCUCCGGAUACGCGAUGUAGCUCUGAUAGGCAACAGUGUUGAACGGAUAGCAGCGCCUGCGCAAGAUUGGAACAUGUGGCGUAAUAUUAUUGACUGGGCGCUCCUGUCUGAAGGGGGGUAUAAUACGGCGCCACAUAUGGACAGCCACGGUUUCUCGACCUGGAUUACGACUCAAGAGGGACGUAUUGGUUUCGGGUGGAUGUCCCAACCAAGUCAGCAGGAAGAAGAGACAUGGAUGUCUGAUCCACACAACUUUACUGGAGGAAAUUGGAGAUACGUUGUCCUUUCACCAGGACAAACAGUAUUUUUCCCGUCUGGCACUAUCCACUUUGUCUUUCGGGUACAAGGGGAACAGACGUUCGCGCUAGGUGGCCAUAUCCUUCAGUGGUCUGGCGUCGAUCGAUGGCUUAAAGUGGUCAUCGCUCAGAUGGAAAACCCAGAAAUUACGAACGAAGAUAUGGAACAAAGUGCUUUAAAGUACGUCUACAUCGCCAAGGAGCUUCUGGAAAAUCGGAUCCGAGCAGGCAGG
Molecule: messenger RNA, 825 nt
Organism: Lasiosphaeria miniovina
Lineage: Eukaryota; Fungi; Ascomycota; Sordariomycetes; Sordariales; Lasiosphaeriaceae
Exons: 1
Source: RefSeq, a predicted model, not a curated record